Molecule: messenger RNA, 3807 nt
Organism: Paramormyrops kingsleyae
Lineage: Eukaryota; Metazoa; Chordata; Actinopteri; Osteoglossiformes; Mormyridae
Gene: polr1b
Product: RNA polymerase I subunit B
Biological process (GO): DNA-templated transcription
Cellular component (GO): nucleus
Molecular function (GO): ribonucleoside binding; DNA-directed RNA polymerase activity; DNA binding
Source: RefSeq, a predicted model, not a curated record
AUGGAUUCCACACCGAAGUGGAGUAAUUUACCGUCCGGACCGACUCUCAAGCAUCUGGCCGAAGUCGGUUUCGGCAUUCCCAAAAGCAAACAACAUGCCGCUGUUCAGGAGCUUGUUAAAGCUCACGUUGAAUCGUUUGAUAACGCGGUCACCGAUGGACUUUCCAGGGCAGUACAGGCAAUCCCUCCAUUGGAGUUCAUGGUCAAAAACGAGCGGAUCAGUCUGGCGUUCGCUGAAGCCGUCAUUCAUAAGCCAGUCGUUGCCAAAGGAACCAUUAGUCAGGACCUGAGCAUAUUUCCUGCAGAGUGUAGGGGCAGGCGCUGCUCCUACAGAGGGAAACUUGUGACUGAUGUGUGCUGGUCAGUUAAUGGCAUCCCCAAAGGCAUCAUCAAGCAAUCUAUGGGCCUGGUGCCCAUCAUGGUGAAGUCUAAACUGUGCAAUCUUCAUGGACUCUCCCCCAAAGAGCUCAUUGAGCACCACGAGGAGGCAGAGGAAAUGGGAGGCUAUUUCAUUGUGAAUGGAAUUGAGAAGGUUAUCCGGCUGCUCGUGAUGCCCAGAAGAAAUUAUCCCAUCGCAAUGGCUCGGCCGAAAUGGAAAAGCAGAGGCCAGGGUUACACUGAAUAUGGCAUUUCAAUACGCUGUGUGAAGGAUGAACACACAGCCAUCAACAUGAACCUCCACUACUUGGACAACGGGGCUGUGAUGGUCAACUUCAUCCACCAGAAGGAGCUCUUCUUCAUCCCACUGGGCUUUGCAUUAAAGGCCCUCGUUGACUUCACAGACUUCCAGAUCUAUAAGGAGCUGAUCAAGGGCCGUGAGGAGAAUACGUUCUACAGGAGCUGUGUUUCAGACAUGCUGCGUCUAGUCAUGGAAGAGGGCUGCACCAGCCGGCAGAAGGUUCUGGGCUACCUGGGGGAGCGCUUCCGCGUCAAGCUGAACCUGCCUGAGUGGUACACUGAUGAACAGUGUGGCAGCCUGCUGCUCGACCACUGCCUCUGUAUCCACCUGAAGUCGGACAUGGAGAAGUUCUACCUGCUGUGCCUGAUGACGCGUAAGCUCUUCACCUUCGCCAAGCAGGGCUGCAUGGAGGAAAACCCAGACAGCUUGAUGUGCCAGGAGGUGCUCACCCCCGGCGAGCUAUUCCUGAUGUUUCUGAAGGAAAGAAUGCAGGCAUGGAUGGUUUCGGUGAAAUUCGCCUUUGACAAGCGGGCCCACCGGCUCACCAGCAGCAUUAACUCAGACGGCCUCCUCAAAAUGUUCAACAUGGGCACGGACCUCACCAAACCGUUUGAGUACCUCAUGGCCACGGGCAACCUCGUCUCGAAGUCCGGUUUGGGCUUAAUGCAGAGCUCCGGCCUGACCGUCGUGGCUGACAAGCUGAACUUUGUCCGCUACCUGUCCCACUUCCGCUGCGUGCACAGGGGUGCCGCAUUUGCCAAGAUGCGGACCACGUCAGUCCGCCGGCUCCUGCCCGAGUCCUGGGGCUUCCUGUGCCCCGUGCACACCCCGGACGGGGAGCCCUGUGGCCUCAUGAACCACAUGACGGCCCACUGUGAGAUCGUGAACACCGUCCACCCGACGGUGAGCCUGCCGGCUCUGCUCUGCUCCCUCGGUAUGACGCCAGUAGAUGGUACCCCUAGCCAGCCUUACUCAGACUGCUACCCGGUGGUUAUCGACGGGGCCAUGGUCGGCUGGGUGGAGAAAGACCUCGCACCUUCCCUGGCCAACACUCUUCGGAGUUUCAAGGUGCUGAAGCAAAGGAAGGUCCCUCCUUGGAUGGAGAUCGUUCUGGUGCCGCACACAGGCAAAGCCAGCAUUUAUCCCAGCCUGCUGUUUUUCACCACCCCCAGCCGGAUGGUACGACCCGUCCAUAACGUGACCCUGGGCAAGCAAGAGCUCAUCGGCACCUUUGAGCAGCUCUUCAUCAACGUGGCUAUAUUUGAGAGUGAGAUUGAGCCGGGAGUGACUACACAUCAGGAACUGUUCCCCCACAGUAUGCUGAGUGUGGUUGCCAACUUCAUCCCCUUUUCUGACCACAACCAGAGUCCCAGGAACAUGUACCAGUGUCAGAUGGGCAAACAGACAAUGGGCUUUCCGCUGCAUUCGUACCUGGACCGUACCGACAACAAAUUGUACCGUCUGCAGACACCCCAGAGUCCCAUAGUCCGGCCCUACAUGUACGAUCAUUACAACAUGGACAACUAUCCAAUCGGCACCAACGCCAUCGUGGCAGUCAUCUCGUACACAGGCUACGAUAUGGAAGACGCCAUGAUUGUGAACAAGGCAUCGUGGGAGAGGGGUUUUGCCCAUGGCUGUGUGUACAAGACUGAGCUGCUGGACCUGAAGACCAAGAUGAAGGAUGUUGAUGGCCUGGUGUUUGGGGUGAAACCUGGUGACCCCAAGGUGAUGGACAAGCUGGACUCUGACGGCCUUCCUCCUGUGGGGUCUGUGCUGCAGUAUGGAGACCCCUACUACAGCUGCAUCAACCUCAACACCGGCCAGAGCUUUAUCACCUACUACAAGAGUAAGGAGAGCUGCGUCGUGGACAACAUCAAGGUGUGCAGCAACGACAUGGGGACAGGCCGCUUCAGCCGCGUGUGCAUGACCAUGCGAGUGCCGCGUAACCCCACCAUCGGCGACAAGUUCGCCAGCCGCCAUGGCCAGAAGGGCAUCCUGAGCCGGCUGUGGCCCGCCGAGGACAUGCCCUUCACGGAGAGCGGCAUGACGCCGGACAUCCUGUUCAAUCCCCACGGCUUCCCGUCGCGCAUGACCAUCGGCAUGCUCAUCGAGAGCAUGGCAGGCAAGUCGGGCGCUUUGCACGGUCUGUGCCACGACGCCACGCCCUUCACCUUCUCUGAGGAGUGCCCCGCCCUCGAGCACUUCGGUGCCAUGCUCCAAGCUGCGGGCUACAACUACUACGGCACGGAACGGCUCUACAGCGGGCUCAGCGGGCUGGAGCUGGAGGCCGACAUCUUCAUCGGCGUGGUGUAUUACCAACGCCUUCGCCACAUGGUUUCCGACAAGUUCCAGGUGAGGACCACGGGCACUCGGGACAAGGUGACCAACCAGCCACUAGGAGGCCGCAACGUCCAGGGGGGCAUCCGCUUCGGGGAGAUGGAGAGGGACGCCCUGCUGGCCCACGGCUCCUCCUUCCUGCUGCACGACCGCCUCUUCAACUGCUCGGACCGCUCCGUAGCCCAAGUGUGCCUGGACUGUGGUAGCCUGCUGUCGCCCCUCUUAGAGAAACCUCCGCCCUCCUGGUCGGCCACACGCCACCGGAAGACCAUCUGUACCCUGUGCGGGAAGGGCAGUGCCAUAGACACUGUGGCCUUGCCCUACGUGUUCCGGUACUUUGUCGCUGAGCUCGCCGCCAUGAACAUCAAGGUCAAACUGAAUGUCAAGUGAUUGCUGCCGUUCUAGCCUAGAGUACAAUCACAGGUCUCAUUCAUGGAUUUCUGUGAAUUAUGGAGACUUGACUGGACUUGGUUUGGUGUAAAAGUAAAAAGGCAAUAUUUUCUAUUUUUAUGCCACCGUUGCUUAUAAGACAGGCUAUAUAAUAUCACUCCUCUGAGGAAAAUGUGAGAGUGAGAUCACACUAUUUGUAAUAUAAUAUGUGUAUCUGCUGUGUUGAUAUUACUGAGGUUUUCAAGCAUCCUUUGAAAGCACUGAGACAAUAGUUGUUUUAUUUUAAAUGCAGACCAUACCCCAGAUUUAAAAUCCCUGCAGAGAAUUGGUAAUAGCAGAUAGUUAUGUCAGCUAAAGAAAUGCAUCCAGUUUUUCCUAAUAAACCCAACUGAUUGAAUGGUA